Anopheles bellator is the source of this 739-nucleotide messenger RNA. It is a transcript of the gene CCDC53, whose product is annotated as WASH complex subunit 3. Gene Ontology annotation, cellular component: WASH complex. The record is from RefSeq and is a predicted model, not a curated record. Bases 245 to 694 code for a protein of 149 amino acids. Gene Ontology annotation, biological process: actin filament polymerization; exocytosis. Lineage: Eukaryota; Metazoa; Arthropoda; Insecta; Diptera; Culicidae. The transcript is spliced from 2 exons.
AACGAGUUCUUUUUCGUUUAGGUGUAUUGCUUUGUUUGGAUUGUCGUACAGUAAUGUUGAAAAAUGCAACAGGGAAAGGGAAUGAAAUUGUUUAGAUUGGUAGUUUAAUUGUAAAUUUAAAUGGAUUUGCUUUUCGGUUUUUAGCAGACCCUUGACGGUGUUAAACAACACUUUAGCCAUAUCCACACACGGAAAACUUGUUUUUCGUUUACUGUGCUGUGCUCGUCGUUGCACCGCCAAUAACAUGGAUUCAAUGGCGAUACAGAAGCAUGAGCUUCCUCCGACCAACCAGAAACGCAUGGUGGCUUUCAUAAACCAUUUUGUUGUUAGUACUGCCACAUUUCUCAAUCAAUUUGCUUCUGAUUGUGAGAAUCGUUUGAUUCUCAUUGACCACAAAUUGCAAAACAUGGAAGCUUCCUUAAUGAUCUUGGAGGCGAAAUUGGCAUCCAUCGAUGUUCUACAGAAUGCUAGCAAUAACGUUACCACAGCGCAUUUAGAGCCCAUUGCUUCCGAUCCUUCAUCCUCCGACACUGUCCUAGCCACAGAGGAAACAAAACCAGCGACCAAUGCAAAGGCAGAUCCACAAUAUGAUCACUACUUUAAAAUGCUUCACCUCGGCGUACCCUUGGGUGCAGUGAAGAACAAAAUAACCGCGGAAGGUUUAAACCCAAAUUAUAUUGACCAGUUUUUAUAAUAAACGUUUUUCUACCGGUUAAUCUGUUUACGAUUUCGGCAACUG